UUAUAUCCUUCAAAAACUGCACAAACUGACAUAACAGGGUUCUAUUAUUUCAGCCUCCACCACAUUAGAUAUGUUGCUACACUUUUUUUUUUUUUUCUUUAGCUAAGCAAAUGCUACAGUUCUGGAGUUAAUGAAAUACCUAUUUGUCCAUUCCUUCAGAUGGUUGUGCUUGCAUAACCACUUUUUGCUUUUCUUUAUUUUUUUAAUUUUAUUUAUUGUGUUUAUUUUCAGCUUUGCUGAAAAGGCCUUUAAAGCAGUUUGUUAGCUAUUCUCAGGGAAUAUUUGUAGUACAUCUUGCUUCAGUUCUGCAGUACCUGCUGUCCCGAUCUGUCACAGAUGCCACUUGCAAAGCAUGAUACUGUAGUCUGUGACCUAAAGCAAAUAAUUAGCAAUCUGUAUGCAAGAUCAUCUCGCCAAAGAAUAACUCCUGCAGUGGGAGGUUGUUACAUCUGUUCAUGUGCAGACAGACUGGAAUGUAUUUUUUUUUUUUUUUUUUUUUACAAAAUAAUUCUUCAUUAUGUUCUUUACUCUUUUUCUUAGACAAGAACAAGUCUGUGUCUAGAAGAAUCUGUAUGGAGCACACUUCCUACAAGAUCUGUUUACCUGCCUGAAUAUUAACAAUAAGUACUUCCUGAUGACUCAGGCACAAAGAACACUGCUUUGGAGCUGGAAAGUUUUAUAUUCUUGACAGUUAAAGAAGAACCUAUUUUUUUUUUUGCAACUGGAACAUGCCUCAAAAAAUAUCUUGAAAACUGAAAAUAAUAUGCCAAAAUUGACAACAUUAACUGUUUUUACUUCUUGUAAGUCAAUUCACUGCACUCUUAGAAUUGUCAAGAGUUAUUUGUACAUGCAUUUAUGUGCACUAUGAAGUGAAAAAAAUGCAUGGAUGAGUUAAGGGCAGAGAUGUGCUUCUGUAACUAUGGCUAUACAUACUCAGCAAUUUAAUUAUUAAAUUGAAUGAUUAAGAAAUUGAAGGUUGAUGUGAGAAACCAAGUUUUGGGUGUGUUCAAAAUUUACACAACCAUUUACUAUUUGCAUUAUUACUGUAGCACCAGACCAUUAAUUGUGAAUUGUGAAUAGUAAAACAGAAUCCUUGUAUCUAUUGAAAGAAAACUAGCAAAAAAUUGUACCAGGGAAGCCUUAAUUUCAAAGCAAGUGAAUAAUUACCUUCAGAAUUUAAAUAGUUUAGAACAGAUACAUAUUAUAAUCAUCUGAUAAACACUGAAAGACUGUGUCCCUCAUUCUUGAUGGUGGUGGUCAUAGGGAUGAUAAUUUUGUCUUCUUUUUCUGGGCUUUUUAUGCCAGACAAGCUUUCAAGAGAAAAAAACAAGGUUGUUUCCAUUAUGUUUUCAGUUUUGUAUUAAAGAAUUAAUUCUAGCAAAACAGUGUUAUGGCAGGAUAGAAUGUAAAAGAAUUCUAGAUGCCAGAAUCUGCAAAAGAUUCCAAGUGUCUUUGGUUCUCUUGAAUUCUUAAGACACAGUGUAGCUAUGACAUAUGAAAGAGCAGCUUAGCAGUAUACCACCUUUUGGCCAUUAUCCUCUGGAAUUCAACAUCCUGGCAGUUGGGAGAGACACAUUUUCCAGAAGUCUCCAGUUUGCUCUUGGAUCUUUGAAGUCUCUAUGUGGCAGCACAGGGCUACUGAUAAGUGGCUUUGUAUCAGCAUCUCCAGAAUCAAAGCAACUGUUUACGGCUUUUUAGGGCUUCUAGCCACUGCACAGCAUGAAUGAAGGGGGCUGUGAGCUUGUUUCCCCCAUAUCUCAAGCUGAUGUACAUUUGGUGUGCUCUCCCUUGCAGCAAUAAUGGUGCUUGCGUGACUGCAUGAGUUAAUUCAGGGAGUUCAUUAUGGUGAAAGUUGUAGGAGAACAGGUUGUAAGGAUAGUGCAGAAGACAAUCUUUCCCAAUGAAUUACAGCUGUAUUGAUUACCUAGGAGUGGAAACAGCCUUGCCUGCCCAAUGAGGAUGGGUGUUAUAAAAGAGUGGGCCAGCUAGUCAAGAGUUACAGUUGUAGUUACAGUCUCCUGGCUGUGUUGUAAGUACAAAGGGUGACAAGGUAAGAAGAUGUUGUGUGAGGGACAGACAGGGUUAGGUGGCUGGGUAAGGGACAGCUUGGGGUUAGCCAGUCAUGGAGAAGGAAGAAAGAAACUUGCAGAGAGGAGAAGAGUCAGUGCUGUGUGGAGUUGCCUGAGAGAAGGUAUGAAAAAUUUUUACUAGGACACUGGUGAUAGUGCCAGUUGUCUGUCUCAGCAUAAUUACUACAGAAGAUGAUCUUUACCAAAUAUAUAAUUACUUUUUCAGACAAGUCAGUUCCCUGACUGAUGAGGCCCUUGAGCCUAUCAGGGGAACCUCUAGGGGAAUGCCCUGGAAAAGUCUGGCACAGGCUUCAGGAAUGCCUCACUAUCUGAAAUGAGACAAAAAGGCUUCCUUCGUGGUCCCCUGCAGCACUGUGUUAAUCUAUCCCCACUCCCAAUAGAUGCUGCCCUUUGUCCUGCCCUUGUACCACCCUGUUCCCUCAGACCAUCGGCCCCCUGACCCCAUACUUAACCCAAGACACUGCAGUGAUUAUUUUUGUCCCUGGAUUCCUUCAGUGUGGUUUGGCAAUAAACCUUGCUGGAACUCUAUACAGGAUACCCUUUUCAUCUUUCUUCCACCACUGACUUUCAUACCACUGACUUAUCUGUGGUGUGUGUAACUGAAUUUAGUGACUGUCUGUACCUGUCCAAAUAGCUUUCUUGGAACACACUAUGCGAGGUAGCACCAUUCACCAUCCAGUUCCACACUGCUACACCUGACUGAAUGUGGUAUGUGUCUGCAGAAGCUUUAAGUUGGACAUGAGCAAGGGGUAGAAAUCUCUGGCGAAACCACAGGGCUACAAAUUAAGGGUUUGAAUGUUCUACUCCCACAAAAAUGAAAUGUGUAAGAGUCUCCCUCCAAGCUGAACAGAAGUCUAUUUAAGGUAGCAACAAAAACAUGGAAGAGACUAAUGCUUGAAAGCCACAGUCCUAGGAGACUAUUAGUCCCUUAAUCCCUCUCACUUUUCUCUCUUGUAGGCUUUCACAUUAAGUUAGAACAAAUUAUGCUGCUGAGAGCAACAGGUCAAUGAAUGCAUGUAAAAUAAGAAAUGGAGAUUAGGUCUCGUUCUGGAAAUACAGAGAAAAAUAUAUUUAAUGUUCUCUUUUCCUUUAGAUGGAGAAAACUGGAAAAAAAUCCUCUACAGUAAUGUAAGCAAAGGACUAUAUACAUUAAAAGGAGGCUAUCAAAAGGGUUAUAUACUUGCAGGUGGCAUGUGAUGGUUUAAUAUGACCUGAAGCCAUCCCUCAAUUUCUUUUCAAAGAGGUGUUUCAUGACUGGGACAAAUAACUGAAUAUAGGGUAAAAGGAGCCAUAAGGGCAGAUUUACCACAACAGGGGGAAAAAAAAAAAAAAAAAAAAAAAAAGCAAACAACCCUAUGAUACCUCUGCUGUGUUCCUGGAUCACUUUUUAUACUGACCAUAGUUCUGACUCCUUUCUCAAGCUUGAAGAGGCAUUCUACUUUUGUAUGCAACCAAACGAUAGGAAAAAGGCGAGAUUUUAUAGCUUAAGCAACAAACUGAACUACACAGGAAAAUCCACAGGAGGAUCCACUGCAACCAGCAUUAAAAGAGGUUUAGGAAGGAAGAGCCUUUCUCAGAAAGCUAUCUGCAAGGGCUCUUCCUUUAGCUUGCUAAGCGGCAUAAAAAGUCAAAACCACUACCAUGCACCACAGUGCUACUACACAGGUCUUUCUGAAUACAUAUGACAGAACAAUCUAAAUGCUCUUCAUUGAGGAGGGACAUGAUGGCUUGCUAGGAUUACUCAAGGUUCUGUAAGAAGGAAAAAGAAAGCAGCUUUAAGGUAAAAGUCCUGUGCAUAAAUUGACGUGGAAACGUGGCCAUACAAGAGCCGUGCUUCAGGAGUCUUUUAAGAGGUGGAACUAGAAGGAAGGAAACCACCUCGUUACUUGUAACCUCACCAAGCAGCUCAUUUGCAGGGGGCAUUAUCCUCUCGUUCUACUCGCGCGAGGCGAGCCGGACGCGGCCGUGCCGAGCUGUGCUGGGCCGGGAUGGAGGGAGGAGGUGGAGGCAGGGGAGGAGGGGAUGCUGCGAUUGGAAGGCCAGAAGGCGCGGGACGCUGGCUGCUGCGGCGGCCAGGCGGUGUUGCCGCGAGCCGGUUUCAGCGAGCCAGCCGGGAUUCUGCGUGCCUGGCUGCGCCUUAGCCCGGGGAUGCUCCGGGGGCGGGGCGGGUCGGCUUCUUCUCGGGCUCCUCCCGCUGCCCCGGCGCCUCGGCCACGUCUGAAAGCGGUUCAUUGUCUCUGGCGGCAGCUCGGGGCCGUGGCCGGAGGCGGCGACAAGACAACGGUGCUUUAAAGGAGAUGUUUCUGAGCGGGUCACAAACGCCCCUGCUUGUGGCGGCAGAGUAGCGGUAAUACCGGUUGCGGUGGAACCGACGUCGCACCGACAGAGCUUUUCUCAUUACCCUUCCUCGGUGAGAAUGGCAAGGAUUCGGAUUCCUAGCACAAUUGUUAUAAUUUUUGUUACAGUUCAGACUGGAUUCUUACUCUUCAUGUAUGCUCGGUACAGUAACUUCAUGCCUCAGUCUGAAGAGAAACCAUCGCAAGUCCACAUACUUAUUCUCUCCUCUUGGCGUUCGGGAUCUUCUUUUGUUGGUCAACUUUUCAGCCAGCAUCCCAGCGUUUUCUACCUGAUGGAACCUGCAUGGCAUGUGUGGGUUACAAUGUACCAGAACAGUGCCAAAGUUUUACACAUGGCAGUGCGGGACUUAGUCAGGUCGGUCUUUCUGUGUGACAUGUCUGUGUUUGAUGCUUACAUGCCUUGGAGAAGAAACUUAUCCGAUCUUUUCCAGUGGGCGGCAAGUCGGGCUCUGUGUUCAGCUCCUGCUUGUGACUCUUUUCAACGUACUGACAUAACCAGUGAAUUGGCAUGCAAGACUCUUUGUGGACGGUAUCCAUUCAGCAAGGUGGAGGAAGCCUGUAAAACUUACAGCCAUGUUGCCAUCAAGGAAGUUCGGUUCUUUGACUUGAAGGUCCUAUACCCCCUUCUCACUGAUCCAUCCCUGAACCUCAAAAUUAUUCACCUGGUCCGUGACCCUAGGGCAGUCGUUAAGUCACGGGAACAAUCGGUCAAAGCAUUAUCCCGUGACAAUGGAAUUGUCUUGAGUACUAAUGGCACUAAAGUGGAAGAUAGCAAAUACAAAGUAAUGCAAGAGGUAUGUAGAAGUCAUGUUCAGAUUUAUGAAACAGCUAUUCUAAAACCACCUAAUUUCCUGAAAGAUCGGUAUUUAAUGGUCCGUUUUGAAGAUCUGGUAAGAGAUCCAUUAUUAGAAAUCUCAGAAAUGUAUAAAUUUGCAGAUCUUAGUUUGACUCCCAGGCUUAAAAGCUGGAUCUAUAAUAUCACACAUGGACAGGGACCAGGAAAAAAAAAAGAAGCCUUCAAAAUAACAUCUCGAGAUGCAGUCAGUGUUUCACAGGCCUGGAGAAAUGUUCUUUCCUUUCAGAAAGUUAAGAAAAUACAGGAAGUUUGCAAAGGUGCUAUAAACAUUCUUGGUUAUCAGCUGGUGGAUUCAGAAAAAGAACAAAGAGAUCUGACAUUGGAUUUGGUGUUGCCAAGACGACAAAAUCAAUUCAGUUGGUCAUCAUUUAAUCCAAAGCACUAAGACAUUUUUGAGAGAUCUGGGGAGGUGCAGCAGGGUAGUUGUUUGGGUAUUUCUGUACUGUGCAGCAUAUAGUAGUUGGAAAACCCUUGGCUGAUGACUUUAUCUUUUUGUCUACUUCUUUUCUUUUAAUGUAAGUUUUUUUUAUGAGUUUUUUACAUAAAAAAGAUAGUAAGAUACUUGUCAGCACAAUUACUGUGCUGCUCACAGCAUUGUUUUAGGAUUAUAAUUGAAGCGUUUUCUAUUAAAAAAUGGAUUCUCAAAGAUGUCUUUGUUUAUUGAUAAUAGUUCACUUCUUUUUCUCAUGCUUUAAUUAUUUAAUGAUCACAGUUCUUUAUUUGUAUAUAUGGAACAAAAUAGAUACUAAAUUCCUUCACUUGACUUUCUUCUUUAAAGCUGUUGUGCAGUUGUUUUUGUUGCUUUGUUUUUUUUUUUGUUUUUUUUUUGAAACAUUUGUUGUUUUAUAUUUUAACAUAUAAGUUUUCCAAUAGGUGGGGCAACUGUAGCAGUUGUGUUGUAAAAGGCUUAAACAGCGACUUCAUUUAUUGAUUGAUUUCAUAGUGGUUUCCUUGGAAUGGCAAUGCUUACAAUCAGAUACUUGAAUGUGAGGUUUGCUUGGAGUGCAAAAACCAAAGGAUGUGAAGAAACGUUCAGGGGAAUCACAGUGGAAAUAGCGUUUUAAUGCUCUUCCUCUUGUGCUGUAAUACUGUGACACAGAAUAAAUACAUACUUGCUCCUGCCACGCUA
Molecule: messenger RNA, 6432 nt
Organism: Cinclus cinclus
Lineage: Eukaryota; Metazoa; Chordata; Aves; Passeriformes; Cinclidae
Product: carbohydrate sulfotransferase 5-like
Exons: 4
Coding region: 4507-5688 (393 amino acids)
Biological process (GO): N-acetylglucosamine metabolic process; keratan sulfate proteoglycan biosynthetic process; carbohydrate metabolic process
Cellular component (GO): Golgi membrane
Molecular function (GO): N-acetylglucosamine 6-O-sulfotransferase activity
Source: RefSeq, a predicted model, not a curated record